Rana temporaria (common frog) is the source of this 981-nucleotide messenger RNA. RefSeq names its product quinolinate phosphoribosyltransferase (gene QPRT). The record is from RefSeq and is a predicted model, not a curated record. NCBI's taxonomy places the organism in Eukaryota, Metazoa, Chordata, Amphibia, Anura, Ranidae. Gene Ontology annotation, molecular function: nicotinate-nucleotide diphosphorylase (carboxylating) activity. Gene Ontology annotation, biological process: quinolinate catabolic process; NAD+ biosynthetic process. Gene Ontology annotation, cellular component: cytoplasm.
GUCAUCUCACCGACCUCCUCCUGGCUGAGCGGCCGGCUCUGAACGCCCUGUCCCGGGUCAGCGGAGUGGCUACACUGUCCAGGAAGGUGACAGAACAGGCCAGGAAGUCAGGAUGGCCGGGGAAGGUGACUGGGACCAGGAAGACCACGCCCGGAUUCCGCCUUCCUGAGAAAUAUGGCCUGCUGGUGGGAGGAGCUGGAACUCACCGUUGUGGGACUGGAGACCUAGUCAUGCUGAAGGACAACCAUAUAUGGGCAAUGGGCGGGAUCCAAGAGGCGGUACGCGGGGUGCACUCGGUGGCUGGUCACACUCUGAAGGUGGAGGUGGAGUGUCGGUCAGAGGAGGAGGCUCUGGUAGCCGCAGAAUCUGGAGCGGAUAUCAUCAUGCUGGAUAAUUUUACCCCAGAGUUACUCCAUCAGGCGGCGCUCGCGGUGAAGACGGUGUACCCCAGUGUGGUGGUGGAGGCCUCCGGAGGGGUGACCCCCCACAAUGUCCUGCAGUUCUUGGGACCCCAUGUGGAUGUGGUGUCCAUGGGCUGCCUGACUCAAGGAUACCCGCACAUCGACUUCUCCCUCAAGCUGACCAAAGGCCUUCAGACCCUCCCCUGUACCCCCGGAUCAGACACCUGACCCCCUGGGGGCCCUCCCGACACCUGACCCCUGGGGCCCCCCUCCCCUGUACUCCCGGAUCCGACACCUUACCCCUGGGGCUCACCUCCCCUGUACCCCCGGAUCCGACACCUGACCCCUGGGGGCCCUCCCGACACCUGACCCCUGGGCCCCCCUCCCCUGUACCCUGCACUGCUCCCCGAUAUCUGUGAUCUGCCUAUCGGGUGACCCGUCUCCAGCCGGAUACCUGGAAAUCCCGGCAGUGCGGAGUCUGGGGGAGGAGACACCGUACCGCAUGGGUGGGGAUAAUGAGCGCUGUGGGAGGGGCUUAUCCCGCUGUAUUCACAACUAAUAAAUCGUUAUACUGAACUCA